Messenger RNA from Anoplophora glabripennis (Asian longhorned beetle), 1326 nucleotides. Its product is annotated as cGMP-dependent protein kinase, isozyme 2 forms cD4/T1/T3A/T3B. The transcript has 4 exons. The record is from RefSeq and is a predicted model, not a curated record. The coding region runs from base 736 to 1221 and encodes 161 amino acids. NCBI's taxonomy places the organism in Eukaryota, Metazoa, Arthropoda, Insecta, Coleoptera, Cerambycidae.
GCGGAGUGAGGGGAGUAUUGCGAUCGAGUUGGCCUAGCCUGCGCCGUAUAUCGCGUUCGCGACCGGCAGUUGUUUGUGCUCAUCUCUAAAACAAAAACAGGGAACUAUGAACUUAAUUGAAAUGUAAACGAUAAUAAUUAGAAUUUAUUGUUAGGAAAGUAGUGAUUAGUAUUUAGUUUUAGUUUUUAGCUCAUUAUAUUAAGUUCGUGCGUUGUCGAUCGCGAUACACGUGUUUGUGUUGGUACUUGUUUAUUUACUGUGUUUAAUGUUGAAUUGGCAAUAACACGUGCAUUUCGUUCAAGUGUUGUGUGUUCUGGUUUAUUUCCGUUGAUAUUAAGUUAUCGAAAGGUUUUUUUGUUUUGAAAGUGUCAAUUUGGAUUUCUCAUUUUAUCUUCGGACCUUGAGGUCAGAUUUGGAAACGAUGUUGAUCUUAGUGGCGAUCUCGGCAGAGAACAGUGUCAUGAACCCGUCACUUAUCUGGCACUGAUAAAUUCAAGUGCGGCACUCCAAACGACCAACUAUUAAAUAGGUAAAACAAUACUCAACAUUUCAAACAUUGCAGCCAGUUGAGAGUGUGUUUUCACGAUAAACACAUUGUCGGCUUCAACAAAAAAGUCCCAUCUAAAAAACCGACACACACACACACACACGUUCCUGGCCCGGAUCCAAAUUCCCGAGAAGAAUCAAAACAGUAACGGAUAAAUCGUCGUGAGCCGCGUUGCUUAGGCCGAUCGUAUGCGCGUCUGCUUCGGUACUCUCUGCUUCUCGUCCCGGCUGAACGCUGUCGACGAGGAAGCCCCCCAGGUGCUGGGCACCGACAGAUUCAGCGAUACGGGCAACCACCACAACCACGUGUCGAAGAUGGCCAAUCUCGAGGACCUACAGACCCAGCUGGCGCUCAAGGACGAGAAAAUCGAGGAACUGACUAAAAAAAUCGAGGAAAUCGAUCGGGAAUUACUUCGCGAGGCGAGGAUCCAGGAACUGCAAAGGUCCCUGCAACAGCGCGAUAUCGAAAUUCAAAAUUUGCGUUCUCAGUUGGAUAAGUUUCAAAGUGUUUUAGUUGUGUGUAACCCCGCCAGCCCUAAAGGGUUGACCAAUAAUGUGGGGCUGCGGCCCAGAAAGCAACGCGCCGGUAUUUCCGCGGAACCCCAAAGUGAGGCGUCUAUCUUGGAAUUAAGCCAGCAGACAUUCCCCACUAUCUACAAGAGCGAAAGGUUCUAGAAAACACAAACACGACAUAAACUCAACUGUCCGUUUAGUAGAAAACCGCUAUAAUAGUGCUUGGUAGUGGAGACAACCAGGACUCAGAUGGAAGUUUGUACUUUA